AUGGGAUGUUUUGGACCCUUCCCUAAUAUCAAUACCCCGUUCUCCUUCACUUCUCCCCAGGCCCAAAUUAGUUCUCCUACAUGUGGAUCUAACCCGAAAUCUGGUGGACGAAAACAAAAGAAGAGAAAAAGAAAUAAAUCGGUGAGUAAAUCAGAUUUGGAAGGUUCUCAAAUAGCUAAUUCAAAUCUCUCCCCUCUCGUCACAAUAGUCCUCCCUCAUCCCCCCACUUCGAUUAUACCUGAGUCUAAUUCCACACUGAAACAAAACUUGGUGCCACCAUCAGACAUGAACUCCAAAGAUGUGAGUGUGACUAUGCCUAAACCACCUUACCCCCCUCAAAAAACGUCUGAAGCAGAGGAAACGGCUGCUAUUGGGGCUGAGAUUGGGUUUCAUAUCGCUGCGACUGACCCAAUCCUAGUCGAAAGUGUGGGAGAAUCUGGACCUCAGAUCCUAAGUGUAAAAUAUCCGCAUCUUUACGAUCUUGAAGAUAGAAAACGGUGCUCAGUUUCUGAUAGACUCUUGAAUCGGGAAUUUGUUGGCCAUUGGAAAACUCAGGUGGUAGACCAUGGGAUUAAUCAAAGCAUAGUCAACUUACAAGCUGAGAUGUCUGUCGUCGUGCUAUCACCAGGUGAAGAUCAAUGGAAAUGUAUAUUAUACAAUAGUGAUACAUAUUCGGUAUGUGUCAUGCGUAGGCGGAUUGAACAACAAAGAAAUUCUUAUAUUACUCUCCACACUUUCAAAUGGAAUAAGACCUCUCCGAUAAAAGUAAAUUGCUUCAUAGGGCGUGCGAUGCAAAUGAGAAUCCCAUCGGAGGUGGCUUUAAGAGUACGUGGUGUAGGGCCCAUUCCAGUUACAUGUGGUGCUUGCAUUGGUGGGGUGGAAUGUGCAAAUCAUCUUUUACUGAAUUGCCCUUACGCUUGUGAAACUAGGUCUAAAAUUUUCAACUGGUGCGGAAUAACAGAUAAUUAUCUCACUUCGGUUGCUGAUUUACUUACAUAUGUGGAGCAAUGGGGUACGUGUCCUAAGAAGCGAAAAAGAUUCAGAACAAUUUGUCAUAGCUUACUAUGGAACCUAUGGAAAUAUAGAAAUGAUCGAAUCUUCAAUGGUGUCUUUAGAAAUCCUACUAGGGGGCAGAAGACAUUAAAUCGUUGGUGUAUUUUUGGAUAA
Lactuca virosa is the source of this 1167-nucleotide messenger RNA. Lineage: Eukaryota; Viridiplantae; Streptophyta; Magnoliopsida; Asterales; Asteraceae. The record is from the annotation of a GenBank genome assembly.